AUGGAGGCGGACGACUACGACAGGCGGCAGGCAAAAGAUGGGACAGUGGCUGGCGCGAACGUCUGGCUGCAAGAGCCAGCGAGGUUUCGCGAGGCUGCCCUCACCUAUUACCAUGCUGCGGAGGAACUUGGCAAGAAACUCUUCCGGCUCUUUGCUCUGGCAUUGGAGAUACUGGAGGACUACUUCGACGAUAAGACGAAGAACUCGGCUGCGCUCAUGCCAGUCCUCCACUAUCCACCGCAGACAGGACCCGUGGACGACAGAGUCAGGUUGACAACCGUCACUCCUAACGCGCAGCUGGGAGGUCAGUGCGGUCGUGAUGCGCCUUCGUAUCUGCUCAUCGACGUCAUCUACGCAUUACAGUGUUUCACUAUCCUCUGGCAAGAGCCGGCUACCCAAGGGCUACAAGUCCUGAACAAGGAGAAGCAGUGGAUCGACGCGCCGCCGCUCCAAGGAACGCUAGUCAUCAAUCUGGGAGACCAAUUCGCGCGGUGGAUGAAUGAGGUGUUCAAGUCCACCGUGCAUCGUGCCAUCAACAGGAGCGGCGUCCGGCGGUAUUCGAUCCCUCUCUUCUUUGGGACGGACUACGACGUGAAGCUAGAGGGUCCUGUACGCUGCCUAGCACUCCAGCUCGUCCUCUUGGAGUUGCUAGUCAUUGCGUUCUACGCUGUCUAG
Molecule: messenger RNA, 675 nt
Organism: Rhodofomes roseus
Lineage: Eukaryota; Fungi; Basidiomycota; Agaricomycetes; Polyporales; Fomitopsidaceae
Exons: 8
Coding region: 1-675 (224 amino acids)
Molecular function (GO): dioxygenase activity
Source: RefSeq, a predicted model, not a curated record